Cylindrotheca closterium is the source of this 642-nucleotide messenger RNA. Lineage: Eukaryota; Bacillariophyta; Bacillariophyceae; Bacillariales; Bacillariaceae. The record is from the annotation of a GenBank genome assembly.
AUGAAUUUCAAAACCAUCAUAGAGCAAAACGACGAGACUCUUGCUUUCCUGAGAACACGAGACUACUCCAAAGCCGCCGUUGCAUCAUCCACAGCGCUAAAGUGUCUUAGAUCGCUCCAGGAGCAGUGUGCAGGAGCUAGCAAGGGGUGCUGUAAUGAGCUGUACUCCUCUACUUGUUCUGACGGUUUGGAUCAAUGCAUGCUCCUUUCGAAGGUGGAGGAUGAGUCGAGUUUUGAGGCAAACGACGAAUUCAUCUACAAACAUGGCAUUUCGUUGCACAGCGAAGUCAUUGGUGCUGAAAUUAUCACAUCCGUUCUUCUCUUCAAUACCGCGCUUGCCCACCACAUGCUUGCGAUCGAACAGCAGCAACAUCAAGCCCUGCUAAAAGCAAAACGAUUGUACGAGCUAGCCUACAGUGCAUAUGAAAUGGACCAUAACAUUUUGUUUCAGUUUGCUGUGAUCAACAACAUCGUCGUGAUUGAUAGAAAGCUGGGCAACGAGGUGAUGCCAAACGAGUGCUUGGCACACUUGAUAUCACUGUUCAUGGUUUUUGUGGACCAAGGAUGCAAUAUGCACCUGCGCCACGUACAAGGCUUUCUAGUGAAUCUUCCAUGGGCUAUCGAUGCGGCAGUUGCAGCAUGA